Xenopus laevis (African clawed frog) is the source of this 972-nucleotide messenger RNA. RefSeq names its product INTS3 and NABP interacting protein S homeolog (gene inip.S). NCBI's taxonomy places the organism in Eukaryota, Metazoa, Chordata, Amphibia, Anura, Pipidae. The record is from RefSeq and is a predicted model, not a curated record. Gene Ontology annotation, cellular component: nucleoplasm; SOSS complex; nucleus. The coding region runs from base 92 to 484 and encodes 130 amino acids. The transcript is spliced from 5 exons. Gene Ontology annotation, biological process: DNA repair; DNA damage response.
UCGUGACGCCAUCCUCUCGCGAGAUGGAACUUGGGCAUUGCUGUCCGGCAGCGGCAGGAGCCAAGGAUUUGGAUUGUAGCGUCAUUACGGAAUGUUUAAACAGCGAUCAGGGACUGCGGCCUGUGUUAAGAAAAUCGGGACUGCAAUGGAUCCCGGAUCUACCGCAAGUCCAUUGCAAUGCACCGCCGGUUUUCCAAGCAAAAACCGAGUCGCUAUAUUAGCAGAACUAGACAAAGAAAAACGGAAAUUACUUCUACAAAAUCAGUCUUCUACCAACAACCCAGGAGCCAGUAUAGCUCUUGCAAGGCCUAAUAUGAAUAAGGAUUUCCGUGACCACUCGGAGCAGCAACACAUAGCAGCCCAGCAAAAAGCUGCCCUACAGUGGGCCAGUCAUAUAAUCUGGCAGACAUGUGGUAUCAUACUAGGGGCAGUCAAAACUACAUUGUCGCCCCAGGACCUCCAGCUGGACAGUGCAAGCAAAUAAAGAUAUCAUUUGUUUGCAUGCACAUGCACAUUCAUCUGGAUAUUUUAUAACCCAGGACUCUGCUUUUGGAAACCUGAUCCUCCCAGUCAUUCCUCGUCUUGAAGCGGAGUAGCUACAAGCAACAUAAUUUCUAAGAACUACUUGUUGGGCUGCAAACAGUGUUCUAUCGAUUUUUAGAUUUGUUUGGCAUUUUUUUCAUCAUAUACAGUGUAUGAUAAUUUAAAUGUGGAUGCCAAAUAUACCCGCUGCAGCUGGAAUACUGAAGAAAACAACGAAUGGCCUUCAGCUUUGCUAUCCAAACAAUAAUCAAUUCAAAUGCUUUGACAAAUGCCAGUUAUGUGUAUUUAACAUAAAUACUAUUUAUUUGCAUUGUUACCAGGAAAUUUACUGCCAAGGUGUCUGGAAAGUAGUCGCCUAAACUGUUAACGUGGUACCUUUGUGUAAUACAUUUUUAAGAGGAAUAAAACCGUUUUUUUUUUUAGAAUUAA